AUGGCGCAAUCUAUUUCAAUAUUUGAGUGUAAGAAGGAAGGAGCCCGGGAAGAAUGGUAUAGCGAUUUCGCCAAGCGAGCUCAAACUGAGUACGUGGGUCAUCCUGUUGAUUGGCUGCGGACUUUAUCCACGAGGAUCAGUGUGCAAUAUAUGGUAUUCGAAAUGGAAGAUCCUUGGGUAACUGCAGACAAGAUGGAAAAAGACCGGGUGGCUGCAGAACAGUUGGAAGAGGAGAGGCCAGAAGCCGUUGUCCCACCGUCUAUCUUUGAUGUACCCUGGGCUAUAGGCCGUUAA
Molecule: messenger RNA, 294 nt
Organism: Penicillium psychrosexuale
Lineage: Eukaryota; Fungi; Ascomycota; Eurotiomycetes; Eurotiales; Aspergillaceae
Exons: 1
Coding region: 1-294 (97 amino acids)
Source: RefSeq, a predicted model, not a curated record